Molecule: messenger RNA, 1353 nt
Organism: Peronospora farinosa
Lineage: Eukaryota; Oomycota; Peronosporomycetes; Peronosporales; Peronosporaceae
Source: the annotation of a GenBank genome assembly
AUGGUCAAGUUGGAAGAGCAGGGGGACGCAAUGACUACGCCGGAGGUUGAGAAAGAUGUCAGGGUAUCGCCCGAUAGCGGCGAGAUGGUGACGAAGGAGGGCGGAGGCAAUAAGAACAAGAAGAAGAAGAAAAGCAGGAAAAAGAAGAGCAUUGCGGUUACAGGUUCCAAGUUGCCGCCAUUCCGUGGCGUUUCGGGCUUUACAGAUAGCUACGUGGCUGUGGGUCAAACGGAGCCACCCACGAUCCCCAUUGAAAAGCUUUUUCCGGACGGUCAUUACCCCGAGGGCGAGAUUCAAGACCAUCCGGGAGACUUGAACACAUUCCGCAUUACAAGCGAGGAAAAGCGCGCGUUGGACCGAGCGCAAGAAGAUCUGUAUGAGACGGUGCGCCACGCGGCCGAAGUGCACCGUCAUGUGCGCAAGUUUGCACAGAGUAUCAUGAAACCUGGAGUAAAGCUCAUCGAUAUGUGCACGCAGCUUGAGAACAAGAACCGCGAGCUCGUUGUUGAAGCUGGUUUUGCUCGCGGCAUUGGCUUUCCUACGGGCUGCUCACUGAACCACGUAGCGGCUCACUACACGCCCAAUUCGGGCGACGAAACGGUUCUGUCGUAUGGGGACGUCAUGAAGGUGGACUUUGGCACGCACGUCAAUGGACGCAUCAUCGACAGUGCGUGGACCGUGGCAUUUGACCCGCAGUUUGAUCCGCUGCUUAAGGCUGCCAAGGCUGCUACGGAGGCGGGUAUUGCAAACGCUGGUAUCGACGCCCGGCUGGGUGAAAUUGGUGGCGCUAUUCAGGAAGUUAUGGAGUCGUUUGAGGUCACAAUUGAGGGCAAGGUCUACCCGGUCCAGUCAAUUCGUAACUUGAACGGCCACUCCAUCGGUCCGUACCAGAUCCACGCUGGCAAAAGCGUUCCGAUUGUGAAGACGGAAGACCAGACCAAGAUGGAGGAGGGCGAGAUUUUCGCUAUUGAAACGUUUAACACCACUGGUCGUGGUUACGUGAUUGAAGACGGCGAAUGCUCGCAUUAUGCGAAGGCGUUUGACGCACCUCAUGUGCCUUUGCGUCUGCCCCGUGCCAAGAAGCUGUUAGGACACAUCACUCGGACAUUUGGCACGCUGCCGUGGUGCCGCCGAUGGAUCGAGCGCGAGGAUGGUGGCUCUGCCGCCAUCAACCCGAAGGGUGCCAAACAGGAAAAGUACCUAAUGGCUCUGAAGAAUCUGGUGGAUACGGGAAUUGUCACGGCAUACCCGCCACUAGUGGAUGUGAAGGGUAGCUACACGGCACAGUACGAGCACACGAUCAUCCUGCGCCCCACGUGCAAGGAGGUUGUGUCUCGCGGCGACGACUACUAG